CUUUGCCUGGUGCCCUGAAUUUCUCCAGACACGUCUGCCAACUUUACUGCUUUUUCACUCAGAGCACCGCUUGCUAGCUUUCCGUGAGGGAAGAGACAGCAGAAAGGGGUAAAAAGCUGACGCGUACACACGGUCCAGGAACGAUCCGCCACAAUGCCAGGGACCAGGGGACACGCAGACUUGCAGCCAGAAAGGGCUAGUCCGAUCAACCUGAACCACUAUGCCACCAAGAAGAGUGUGGCGGAGAGCAUGCUGGACGUGGCCCUGCUAAUGGCUAACGCCUCGCAGCUGAAGGCCGUGCUGGAACAGGGCCCCGACUUCAGGUACUACGUCACCCUCCUGGUGCUCAUCGGGGUCUCCCUGCUCUUCCAGGUGUCGGCAGGCAUCCUCUUUGUCUUUAUGGCUCGGAAGGACCUGAAUGAUGUUGCCAACCAGAGGAGACUGGACGUGAUAAACAAUGUGGCGACCGGCCUGGUGUUUGUCACAGUCAUCAUAAACGUCUUCAUCACCGCUUUCGGGGUACAGAAGACAGGGCUGUACCCCAGACCCAACUGACCGCUCACACACACCCCGAAUCCACGCCCAAAAUACAGGUGAAGCUGACAUUUCUGUCUUUUUGGGGAGGACAACAGCGUUUAAUUAUCAC
Megalops cyprinoides (Indo-Pacific tarpon) is the source of this 646-nucleotide messenger RNA. RefSeq names its product ninjurin 2 (gene ninj2). NCBI's taxonomy places the organism in Eukaryota, Metazoa, Chordata, Actinopteri, Elopiformes, Megalopidae. Bases 154 to 555 code for a protein of 133 amino acids. Gene Ontology annotation, biological process: tissue regeneration; cell adhesion. The transcript has 4 exons. The record is from RefSeq and is a predicted model, not a curated record. Gene Ontology annotation, cellular component: membrane.